This is a messenger RNA of Chionomys nivalis (European snow vole), 4274 nucleotides long. It is a transcript of the gene Kcnj3, whose product is annotated as potassium inwardly rectifying channel subfamily J member 3. Gene Ontology annotation, cellular component: plasma membrane. The transcript is spliced from 4 exons. The coding region runs from base 185 to 1690 and encodes 501 amino acids. Gene Ontology annotation, biological process: regulation of monoatomic ion transmembrane transport; potassium ion import across plasma membrane. The record is from RefSeq and is a predicted model, not a curated record. NCBI's taxonomy places the organism in Eukaryota, Metazoa, Chordata, Mammalia, Rodentia, Cricetidae. Gene Ontology annotation, molecular function: G-protein activated inward rectifier potassium channel activity.
GGGACCUGCAUUGGCUCUCACCGUGGAAUACCAGGAAAAGUAGGCAAGGGUCAGGCAGCCCUGAGCGCAGGGUGCUUUGCCGGACUGCCUCGGUUUCUUGCGGCGGCUCUGUCUGUCCUCUGCUGCUGGCGCUUGGCUCCUGUGCCUCCGCUUCGUGUUUGAAUCUGGCUCGCCCCUCCGUAUUAUGUCUGCACUCCGAAGGAAAUUUGGGGACGAUUAUCAGGUAGUGACCACUUCGUCGAGCGGCUCGGGCUUGCAACCCCAGGGGCCAGGGCAGGGCCCGCAGCAGCAGCUUGUACCCAAGAAGAAGCGGCAGCGGUUCGUAGACAAGAACGGCCGGUGCAAUGUGCAGCACGGCAAUCUGGGCAGCGAGACCAGUCGCUACCUCUCGGACCUCUUCACCACUCUGGUGGACCUCAAGUGGCGUUGGAACCUCUUCAUCUUCAUCCUCACCUACACCGUGGCCUGGCUCUUCAUGGCGUCCAUGUGGUGGGUGAUCGCUUACACCCGGGGCGACCUGAACAAAGCCCACGUCGGCAACUACACUCCUUGUGUGGCCAAUGUCUACAACUUCCCCUCUGCCUUCCUCUUCUUCAUCGAGACCGAGGCCACCAUUGGUUAUGGCUACCGCUACAUCACUGACAAGUGCCCCGAGGGCAUCAUCCUCUUCCUCUUCCAGUCCAUCCUGGGAUCCAUCGUGGACGCUUUCCUCAUUGGCUGCAUGUUCAUUAAGAUGUCCCAGCCCAAGAAGCGCGCUGAGACCCUUAUGUUUAGCGAGCAUGCAGUGAUCUCCAUGAGGGACGGAAAACUCACACUCAUGUUCCGGGUGGGCAACCUGCGCAAUAGCCACAUGGUAUCCGCGCAGAUCCGCUGCAAGCUGCUCAAGUCUCGGCAGACACCUGAGGGUGAAUUCCUUCCCCUUGACCAACUUGAACUGGAUGUAGGUUUUAGCACAGGGGCAGAUCAACUUUUUCUUGUGUCCCCUCUCACAAUUUGCCACGUGAUCGAUGCCAAAAGCCCUUUUUAUGACUUAUCCCAGAGAAGCAUGCAAACUGAACAAUUCGAGGUUGUCGUCAUCUUAGAAGGCAUCGUGGAAACCACUGGAAUGACUUGUCAAGCUCGGACAUCAUACACUGAGGAUGAAGUUCUUUGGGGUCAUCGUUUUUUUCCUGUAAUUUCUUUAGAAGAAGGGUUCUUUAAAGUUGAUUACUCCCAGUUUCAUGCAACAUUUGAAGUCCCCACCCCUCCGUACAGUGUGAAAGAACAGGAGGAAAUGCUUCUCAUGUCCUCCCCUUUAAUAGCACCAGCUAUAACCAAUAGCAAAGAAAGACAUAAUUCUGUGGAGUGCUUAGACGGACUAGAUGACAUUAGCACAAAACUUCCAUCAAAGCUGCAGAAAAUUACUGGGAGAGAAGACUUACCCAAAAAACUCCUGAGGAUGAGUUCUACAACUUCAGAAAAAGCCUAUAGUUUGGGUGAUUUGCCCAUGAAACUCCAACGAAUAAGUUCAGUUCCUGGCAACUCUGAAGAAAAACUGGUAUCUAAAACCACCAAGAUGUUAUCUGAUCCCAUGAGUCAGUCUGUGGCAGAUUUGCCACCAAAGCUUCAAAAGAUGGCUGGAGGACCUGCCAGAAUGGAAGGGAAUCUUCCAGCCAAGCUAAGAAAAAUGAACUCUGACCGUUUCACAUAGCAAACACCUCUUUAGGAAUUAUUUAAUGUUUUGAUUUAGUAUUAGUCCAAUAUUUGGCUUACAAAAUAAUCCUCCUUAGGAAAUCUGAGAGGUCUAUGCGCGUCUAGCAAGUAUAUUUGAGAACUGUUCAUUCCAGUGUUGUUACUUUGCAGAACAUGAAUUACGAAGGGAGGUCAUCAUAAGGAAGUUAUUAGUGGGCAUGUAUUAUCACAUCAAGCAUGCAAUAAUGUGCAAAUUUUGCAUUUAGUUUUAUGGCAUGAUUUAUAUAUGGCAUAUUUAUAUUGAAUAUUCUGAAAAUAUAUAUAUAUAAAUAUAUAUUUGAAGUGGAGAUAUUCUCCCCAUAAUUUCUAAUAUAUGUAUUAAGCCAAACAUGAGUGGUUAGCUUUCAGGGCACUAAAAUUAUAUACAUGUAUACAUACACACAUAUGAACACACACACACACACAAACAGAUAACAUACCCAUACAAACAUAUAUAUCUAAUAAAAAUUGUGAUGUUUUGUUCAAAUUUGUAUUUCUUGUGCAUGUUUACUUUAUUAGAAUAGGAAGGCUGCUGGCAUUGAUUAUGAAUACCAAAUAUUUUAGCCUUAAAUUAUUUGUUCUUUAAAAUCUGAUUUAAUGUUUUCUGCUGUUAAGGUCAUGGAAUCUUUCAAUUGUACUUUAUCAAUCUUGUGGUGAUCAUGGCACCACAGACAGAGACAUCAUGAUUAUGUAUUUAAUUUGUAAAUUUUAGAGUGUGCCGGUACCUGGUACAUACCAUUGAACUUUUCUUAUGAUUUUUAGAAGUCACUAGAACUGGGGUCAGGUGAAUAAGUUUAUCAAUUCAUCAAUUAGUCUUUUCCUAGACUAAUAUCUCUAAGUUUGAUUUGUACGCAAUCUAAUAAAAAUAUGAGCUCUGAACAAAUGCUGAAUCAUUGAAAUAAUCAUUAGCCAGGUUAUAUUUGAAUGUGUUAGAAUUUGUGUGAUAUUUACAGGGUAAUGAUUCCUCUUCCAAAAUGAUCUGAUUGCAAAUGUUUUCUUCUUUUUCUGGAACUUUUGUCAUCCAUAAAAAAAAAAAAAAGCCUUGAUCUUUCAGUAGACAUGACAGUACAAUGAAGCUGACGAAGCACUCAUGCUAAAAGGUCUAUGUGUAAUAGAGACUUUUAUGCUCUUCUCUUUUUUAUGCCAUCUGUCAUGAAAGGAUGGGUUUGUUCCUUAUCUGGGGGAAUAUAUCCCAGACCUCAGUCAUAAUUUAGCACAGACCUGAGAGAGAUUAAAAUCACAAGAAUUAAAAAUGUUAGUAUACUCAGGAUUUUCUGGUUUUGUUUUGGUGUUGAACAAUUUUUUUUGAUGCCUUGGAUCCCUGGCCUCCAAAAUAAGUUUAGCAGUACUCUAUUUCAACCCCCAACAUCUGGCUAGAAUCAAACUUGAUCAGUAGUACACUUUCAACACAGGUUUUAGGGUGAGGAGUUUUUAAAAAAAAUGCUGAAUGACUUCUUGGUAUAUUCGCAUAGGUUUUCCUAUAUAAUUUCUUUGGAAUUUGCAAGUGAAAUUGGCUCAGAAUUAACUCACUUCUCAUUGAUAUGUAAAUCGCAGAUGGAUGGUUUGAGCACACAGUAUUUAUGGUUUAGUGAUCUUGUGAUCAUUUUAUUAGAGGCAAAUUAUUACAUCAACAGUAUAUCAUCCACGAUAUCUUCUGGCUACCUCUGUAUCAACCAAAUUCUGUAGGUGCAAACACAUACCAGGGAAUGAUUACUGGAAAAAUGAUCAACUAUAGCAUCCAUCCACUGUGAAUAGGCAGUUGCCUUACCCCUUGAUCACUAAAUGUUCUUAUUUGACAGAUGAAGAUGAUAAAAUAUUAGCAGGAACAAAAAGGGGGGACCAGUGGGUAUGGAAUAUUUAGCAGUGGAGGAAGCUGCAUAGAUCAUUUAGUCCAACACCUUAAAACUAUACAGAGCCAUAAUAUUCUUUGGAGAGUCAUUUUAAUUUGUUUUUGGUAUUGUAAAGAAGAACCAAAAACAAACUCUCUGGAUUUAUUCAUUUAACAAAAAUUGUUGCAUGCCUUCUUUGUCCUAGGCAUUGUAUUUUUUUUCUUUUUUAUAGUUUAGUUCCUGGGGAUUUAGAUAUGUACACUGUAUUAGGAGGAAAGUGUGGAGAAGAAAGAGAGAGACAGUAUCCAAUAGUCAACAUUUCAAUUAUGAAAACGAAAAUAGGGCAGAAACAGAAACGGCUGUGGGUUGAUGAGAGCUCAGAAGGUGACACAGAGGGAGGUAACAUUAGCAUUGGUACUUCAUGACAAGAAAGAGCCAGUGUGGCCAUAAUAAAUCAAUUGAAGAGAAUAGUACACUUUUACCUUUUCCGCAUAUGUGUGGGAACAGUAUGAUUUCUGCAUGUACUUGCAGUUUAAUCCCAAUUUCUAGGUUGAUUACAGGAUCCAGUCUGCCCAGGAAAAUUGCAGUUUAUACUUGUUGUACUUGUGUAAUUAUUAGUAUUCCUCUCUUUGAUUCCUAUUAUGUCCUGGUUUGGAUGAUAUAUGGUAAAGUUUUGUUGAUGCUAACAAAAUUAUCGAGUCUAAUAUAUUUGGAAAAAAUAAAGAAUUGCUUUAC